AGUAAACCCUAGCAGCCGCAGAUCCAAGGUUUCCAAUCAUGGCGGAUGUUGAACCAGAGGUAGCAGCACAUGGAGUGGCAAAGAAGAGAACAUUCAAGAAGUUCAGUUUCCGUGGAGUUGAUCUCGAUGCUCUUUUGGAUAUGCCCACUGAUGAACUUGUGAAGCUUUUCUCUGCACGUGCCCGAAGAAGGUUUCGACGUGGUUUAACCCGCAAGCCUAUGGCACUGAUCAAGAAGCUACGUAAGGCGAAACGUGAGGCACCACCUGGUGAGAAGCCAGAACCAGUGAGGACUCACCUCCGUAACAUGAUCAUUGUGCCUGAGAUGAUUGGUAGCAUUAUUGGUGUCUACAAUGGAAAGACCUUCAAUCAAGUUGAAAUUAAACCUGAAAUGAUUGGCCACUAUCUUGCUGAAUUCUCGAUCUCUUACAAGCCGGUUAAGCACGGUAGGCCUGGUAUCGGUGCUACUAACUCCUCCAGGUUUAUUCCUCUCAAGUGAAGACUCUCAUCAAUGCCCUCCUUCUACAUUUCAAUGCAAAUUUUUGCUUGUUUUACUUGAACUAUUUAAUUAAUUCAUUUCUAUUUGUUACUGUUAUCAAAUUUAGGGAUAUCAG
Messenger RNA from Medicago truncatula (barrel medic), 612 nucleotides. Its product is annotated as 40S ribosomal protein S15-4. Gene Ontology annotation, cellular component: ribosome; cytosolic small ribosomal subunit. The coding region runs from base 39 to 497 and encodes 152 amino acids. Lineage: Eukaryota; Viridiplantae; Streptophyta; Magnoliopsida; Fabales; Fabaceae. Gene Ontology annotation, biological process: ribosomal small subunit assembly; translation. The transcript has a single exon. Gene Ontology annotation, molecular function: structural constituent of ribosome; RNA binding. The record is from RefSeq and is a predicted model, not a curated record.